AUGGAAAGCAUAACAAGUUUUUCCGUUUCGCUUAUCAAGGGGUUCGUCGAUAGUUUGAGGGGAGUUACUGUGCUGUUAUAUCUAGAUAAAGAAAUAAACGAACGAGCUUUGAGCCGAUCUCCACAGACCGAUGCGGAUUCAAAACAUAAACAAAAACAGCCCAAAGUUAGACAGGAAUCGAAAGUACUUACACGAGUAUUACAAUCAUGUAUACUCAAUGGCUUCAUAUUCUUACUUAGUAUCUUAGUAUUUGAGUAUGUUCUACUCCCAGCCAUUAAAUACUUAGUUAUGGUUAUUUUUGGUCAUGAUCCUGGUGUAGCCCAUAAUGUGUGGGCAUGGAUGCAACCAUUCCUGCUAAUGACUUUCCGAAUGAUAUGGGUGCUGCCGCUGUUCUUGUUAAGUAAACUUGUGAACAGUUUAUGGUUUCAAGACAUAGCUGAUUCAGCUUACCGACAUCGACGUGGCCGGCCACAAUUCAUGUCGAGUGUAAGCAAAAUAAUAGCAGACUCCCUGUUCAGUUUGCUGGUGCAAGCUUUAUUUCUAGUACAGAGCAUGUUGGUCAGCAUGCUUCCCUUAACCUACGUAGGCGAGUUGCUCUGCCUAAUUCACAUGUGUCUACUGUACUCGCUCUAUUCGUUCGAGUACAAAUGGUUCAACAUGGGCUGGGAGCUGCACAAGCGCUUGACAUUCAUCGAGUCCAACUGGCCGUAUUUCGUCGGCUUCGGACUCCCCUUAGCCGUUUUGACUCAGAUACCUCAGUCUUAUAUUAUAAGCGGGUGCGUUUUCUCGAUAUUCUUCCCGGUUUUCAUAUUGAGCGGCAACGAAGCGACGCCUGUCGUAGGAAGUGAAUAUCCCUUGAAGCUUUUCUCGCCCGUUGUGGCGAUAUCAAACGGUAUGUUCCGUUUUGUGCGCCAUGGAGCCGAAUCGGUCACGCAAAACAGGUGAUAAUUAAAUGAACUACCUAUAUAUAAAGGAGAUUGUCGUGCCACAAGACUUCGAAUUAAAUAAAUAAAAAUAAAUAAUAGUUUCAAAAAACUAACAAAAUACGCUUUUAUAGAAAA
This is a messenger RNA of Bombyx mandarina (wild silkworm), 1061 nucleotides long. It is a transcript of the gene tank, whose product is annotated as EI24 domain-containing protein tank. The record is from RefSeq and is a predicted model, not a curated record. NCBI's taxonomy places the organism in Eukaryota, Metazoa, Arthropoda, Insecta, Lepidoptera, Bombycidae. Gene Ontology annotation, biological process: macroautophagy. Gene Ontology annotation, cellular component: endoplasmic reticulum.